Messenger RNA from Mesocestoides corti, 1221 nucleotides. Lineage: Eukaryota; Metazoa; Platyhelminthes; Cestoda; Cyclophyllidea; Mesocestoididae. The record is from the annotation of a GenBank genome assembly.
CUGCUGCGCGAUCUCGCUCUCCGUGGCAUCGCCUUCCACCACUCCGGCAUGAUGCCUCUUCUCAAGGAGAUCGUGGAAGUGCUUUUUGAAAGAGCUCUGGUGAAGGUGGUCUUGGCAACUGAAACCUUUGCCAUGGGUGUGAAUAUGCCAUCGAGGACUGUCGUCUUGUCGAGCCUACAGAAAUUCGACGGGAAUUGUCGUCGAAUGCUCACCACCAGUGAGUACACGCAGAUGAUGGGACGAGCCGGUCGCCGUGGACAUGACUCUGCUGGAACGAUGACGGGACGAGCCGGUCGCCGUGGACAUGACUCUGCUGGAACGGUAAUUGUCACGGCCAACGUCAACGACGACUCGCAUCACAUGCCGCUGUCAAGAGAGCUGAAAGACCUGAUUCAUGGACCGGGCACAAGGCUGCAGUCCCAAUUUCGAGAGCUGACAGACCUGAUUCAUGGACCGGGCACAAGGCUGCAGUCCCAAUUUCGGUUCACCUUCUCCACGGUUCUGUGCAUGCAACGCAACACACACACAUCGCCCAUGGACCUUAUUCGCAGCAGUUUUUUCUGCGUACCUCAAGAACCAUGUGAACAGGACAGUUUGAAGAGAAUGCACGCAAUACAGAAUGCGAUUUGCGCCAGAAACGUAGGAGACUGCGUGACUGUUGCAAUGGCUUUGGCUGCGGCGGAGGCGAGAUCAUAUGGCGCAGAUCAGAGUAAAGUCUGUAAUUUGCAGGUGCGGUGUCCUGCAUAUCCGUUCACCUCAGCUCAAUCCGGCUCUGCUCCAUGCGUCACCGAGAUGGCCAACUACUACAAGGCCUGCUGUCGGUGGCGACAACUUGCGGAGGAGUGUGCAAAUGCCGCUGCCAAGCUGCCUCAGGAGGCACUUGACGAGGCCUUCCCACUAGGUCGUGUCGUUCUCUUCUACAUUCCAAAAAGCACACGUCACUGGCCACAGGAUUGGCGGUUAUUCAUGGAGACGCCAAGUGAGCCCAGUUUUGUCACACUGGGAGCUGUUCUGAGGUGUUCCAGAUACCCCGGUGACAUUUCUCUUGAGGUGCUGACAUGGGAACAGCCACGGCCUCCAAAACCAAAUGGCACCAAUGCGAAUGGUGGAUCCGAAGACGUGGAAGAGGAGAUUCUAUAUGAACGUAUGGGAUGCAUUGGGCCUGAAUCCGCACCAUUUCCACCACAGCUAAUGCCGAUGUACUGUCCUCAGGUAAAUUGA